GGGCACCGGGCGGCGGCGGCGGCGGCGGCGCGCGCCAUGUCGUUCAGUGAAAUGAACCGCAGGACGCUGGCGUUCCGAGGAGGCGGGUUGGUCACCGCCAGCGGCGGCGGCGGCGGCUCCGCGAACAAUAACGUUGGCGGGGAGGCCUCGGCUUGGCCCCAGCACCCCCAGCCAAGACAGCCCCAGCCGCCAGCGCCGCAGCAGCUCAAUGGGCGGGGGGCCGACGAGGAAGUGGAAUUGGAGGGCCUGGAGCCCCAAGACCUGGAGGCCUCUGCCGGGGUGGCCGCCGCCGCCGCCGAGGAAACCAAGGAGUUGCUGCUCCCCCAAGACGCGGGCGGCCCCACCUCGCUGGGCGGCGGUGGCGCAGGGGGCCCCUUGCUAGCGGAAAGGAACCGUCGGACUCUGGCCUUCCGAGGCGGCGGCGGUGGGGGGCUCGGCAACAAUGGCAGUAGCCGCGGCCGCCCCGAGACCUCGGCGUGGCCCCUGAGGCAUUUCAAUGGGCGAGGGCCUGCGGCCGUGGAGCUGGAGCUGGACGCGCUGGAGGGGAAGGAGUUGAUGCCGGACGGCGCGUCCCUGAGCGACAGCACCGAGGACGAAGAGGAGGGGGCGAGCCUGGGCGACGGCAGCGGGGCGGAAGGCGGCAGCUGCAGCAGCAGCAGGCGGUCGGGCGGCGAUGGCGGGGACGAAGCGGAGGGCAGCGGAGUGGGAGCUGGCGAAGGAGAGACUGUCCAGCACUUCCCGCUCGCGCGGCCCAAGUCCCUAAUGCAGAAGCUCCAGUGCUCCUUUCAGACCUCCUGGCUCAAAGAUUUUCCCUGGCUGCGCUAUUCCAAGGAUACUGGCCUUAUGUCUUGCGGCUGGUGCCAAAAGACCCCCGAGGACGGGGUAAGCGGGGACCUGCCUCCAGUGGGGCACGACGAGCUUUCGCGAGGGACCCGCAACUACAAGAAAACCCUCCUUCUGAGGCACCACGUUUCUACCGAGCACAAACUCCACGAAGCCAACGCCCAGGAGUCAGAAAUACCAUCAGAGGAGGGGUACUGUGACUUUAAUAGUAGGCCAAAUGAGAACUCUUAUUGCUAUCAACUUCUUCGACAACUAAAUGAACAGAGGAAGAAAGGUAUUCUUUGUGAUGUCAGCAUUGUGGUGAGCGGAAAAAUCUUUAAAGCUCAUAAGAACAUCCUGGUUGCAGGCAGCCGUUUCUUUAAGACUUUAUAUUGCUUUUCAAACAAAGAAAGCCCUAACCAAAACAAUACUACCCAUUUAGAUAUUGCUGCAGUUCAAGGUUUUUCAGUCAUCUUGGACUUCUUGUAUUCUGGUAACCUGGUGCUCACAAGCCAAAAUGCCAUUGAAGUAAUGACAGUGGCCAGCUAUCUUCAAAUGAGUGAAGUUGUUCAAACUUGCCGAAAUUUCAUUAAAGAUGCCUUAAAUAUAAGCAUUAAAUCAGAAGCUCCAGAGUCUGUAGUUGUGGACUAUAAUAAUAGAAAACCAGUUAACAGAGAUGGCCUGUCUUCAUCACGGGAUCAAAAAAUUGCCAGUUUUUGGGCAACACGGAAUCUUACCAAUUUGGCAAGUAAUGUAAAAAUUGAAAAUGAUGGUUGUAACGUCGACGAGGGCCAAAUAGAAAACUACCAAAUGAAUGACAGUAGUUGGGUCCAGGAUGGUUCACCUGAAUUGACAGAAAAUGAGUCUCAAGGUCAAACAAAAGUGUUUAUUUGGAAUAACAUGGGCUCCCAGGGAAUUCAAGAGACUGGCAAAACAAGGAGGAAAACCCAAGCUACGAAGAGAUUUAUUUAUAAUAUACCACCUAAUAAUGAAACAAAUUUAGAAGAUUGCUCAGUGAUGCAGCCAUCUGUUGCCUAUCCAGAAGAAGAUUUGUCGUUCAUCAAGGAAGAACCAGAUCUGGAUGGUGCUCUACUCUCAGGGCCAGAUUGUGAUAGAAAUGUGAAUACAAAUUUAUUGGCUGAAGCCGGCUCCAGUCAAGAUGGAGGUGAUGCUGGUCCUUCACAUGAUUUCAAGUAUGGCCUGAUGCCUGGCCCUUCAAGCGAUUUCAAGUAUGGAUUGCUACCAGGUACUUCAAAUGAUUUCAAGUAUGGAUUGAUACCAGGUGCUUCUAACGAUUUCAAGUAUGGAUUAUUGCCUGAAUCUUGGCCAAAACAAGAAACUUGGGAAAAUGGUGAAUCAUCUCUAAUCAUGAACAAGUUAAAAUGCCCUCAUUGUAGCUAUGUAGCCAAAUACAGACGAACACUAAAAAGGCAUUUGCUCAUUCAUACGGGAGUCAGAUCAUUUAGCUGUGAUAUUUGUGGGAAACUGUUUACUCGCAGAGAACAUGUAAAAAGACAUUCCCUGGUGCAUAAAAAGGAUAAAAAAUACAAAUGUAUGGUGUGUAAGAAGAUCUUCAUGUUAGCAGCCAGUGUUGGAAUAAGACAUGGAUCUCGACGCUAUGGUGUUUGUGUAGACUGUGCAGAUAAAUCACAACCAGGAGGGCAAGAAGGUGUAGAUCAGGGACAGGAUACAGAUUUCCCUCGGGAUGAAGAAUAUGAGGGGAACGGAGGAGGAGAAGCUGAUGAAGAGCUGGUUGAUGAUGGAGAAGAUCAGAAUGAUGCAUCUCGAUGGGAUGAAUCCGGAGAUGUUUGUAUGUCUCUAGAUGACUAACUGACCUACUAUACUCCUCAAGGAUGCUGCAUUUGGACAUAAUAUGAAUCAACAAUUUGAACUGUUGAACUUGAAGGCUUGCAAAAUAUGGUACAUGCUGGAUGGUAGUUAUGUUGCUGUGAAAACUGUAGGGUCAAAGCCUUAUAGCAAAAAAAAUUUUUUUUUAUAUUUGCACAGGACUGUACAGCAGACAACCUUGUGGUUGGAUUACAUGGAGUCCACACAUCUUCAGUCAGUUAUCAAAGUAAAAAUAUUUUUUAUUUAUAGGAUAUACAGUAACUAUUUGGGUCCUAUGGAAAUAUAGUACCUGUUCUUAAAAAGCUUACAUUCAUGUGCCACUUUAACAUGAAUGAAGAAAAUCCAUUAUUAAGAGUACAGUGACAGCUGACCUAAUUACUCUGUCCAUCAAACCACUCAGGCUAGUUUGUACUAGUAGAGUUUUGUUUCUAUUUUUAUUUUUAUUAAUUUUAUUUUUUUUAAUACAGAUUUUCAGUGAGGGGCCUUUUCAACCCCAUUGGUUCUACUUUUCUGUAUUUUCCAUUUUAAUUUGCUUCAUAACUUAAACCAAGUCUCUUCUAGUCUUAGGUAUUAUUUCUCAAUUUUGUGCUGAUGGGCAUGUCUCUAAGAACUGGAGAGGUAAUUUAUUGGAAUGAACUAACUGACUUCCUCCAUUCCCCUUUUCCUUUUUGACAUGAAUUUUACUACUUUACAAAUGAAGAAUGAUGUUGCAAAGUACCGUGGUGAGGUUGACAAAUACCACUAAAAUGAUUAUGAUUUAGAAGUAACUUUUUCCUGCUGCUCUAAUCUGAUAAAUGGUUACUAUAUGACGUUUUCUGACAAGGCAUUCGGUUUUGGGUAUCUGUUACUUUGGCACUACUCUUGUUUGCUUUUUAUUUUUGCCAGUGUACUAUACCUCAGUCCUAUUUGAAAAGACAGAAAUCUAAUCAAAAGAAAAGUCAUAGAUAAAAUGAUUUGUUUUAUAAUUUAUCCUCCAUGUCCAGUUUUGGUUAGCUUGUUAUGCAAUAUAAGUGAAAUAUCAGGUUUUUACUCCUGUGCCCUUUUUAUCAUUAAAAUUAACACAAAAAGUGCAUUCU
Messenger RNA from Eubalaena glacialis (North Atlantic right whale), 3746 nucleotides. RefSeq names its product zinc finger and BTB domain containing 10 (gene ZBTB10). The transcript has 6 exons. The record is from RefSeq and is a predicted model, not a curated record. Bases 37 to 2652 code for a protein of 871 amino acids. Gene Ontology annotation, biological process: regulation of transcription by RNA polymerase II. Gene Ontology annotation, molecular function: RNA polymerase II cis-regulatory region sequence-specific DNA binding; DNA-binding transcription factor activity, RNA polymerase II-specific; protein binding. NCBI's taxonomy places the organism in Eukaryota, Metazoa, Chordata, Mammalia, Artiodactyla, Balaenidae.